UUUCCCAUAGUCGGUUCUCCGUUUACAUCAUUUCUUGAUUUGCCAUGAAUAACGUCAAGAAGAAACCCUGUAUAAACACCGCCACUGCGGUGUCUGGAGGCGGUGUACCUCCGUUGGAAGGCCUGCCACUCCCAGACGCCAUUAUUUUCAGCGAAAUUUUUGGUAAGCUAGACUUGGAAUCACUUUGUUCCCUGGCUUGCGUUUCCCGGGGACUCCGUUCAGUUGUUUCUCAAGCUCUUUCAACUUUCCCCUCUCUUGAUCUCUCUGCAAUUUCACUGAAUGGUGAGAUUCUGGAUCGGAUUAUCCCGAAAUUUAGAGGGUUGAAGAGUGUAACUAUUGAUUGUCUCCGGUUGGAUGAUUCCUCAGUAAUCUGCAUUCUUGGGCCGCAUCUCCAAGAAUUGAAUUUGCUCAAGUGUGCCUCACUCUCUUAUAACAUUCUUUCAUCUAUUGGUAAAAGGUGCCCCAAUUUAAGGAUUCUUGCCCUAGAGUUGGAAGGAGAGACAUCACCUGAAAUUUUUAAGAAGAACCUAAUAGAAAUGCUGAAAGGCAUUCUCUGUUUGGAGUCUCUAUCCAUAAAAGUCCGUGGAACAGAGCUUGAUGCAUACGAUUUAACUUGCAUUGAUCUCUUCCUACCCCAAACUCUCAAACUUCUGAAAUUGCAGCCUGUGAACGAGCAAGAUGCUAUUCUGUUUAUGAAAGUACUUGGAGAUGGAAAAAAUAAUCCGGGACACUUGGUCAAUUUUGCAAUGCCCUCAAAUUUAGGAUGCACUUGUUUUACACUUCUGUAUUUGUCACUUGUCCUGAAUGUUAUAUCUGAUGAACUUAUCAUCUCAAUUGCCAAUUCGCUUCCAUUUUUAGUUGAGCUGGAUCUUGAAGACAGACCAAGCACCGACCCAAAACUGCCGCGUGACUUAACUAACACUGGUUUGCAAUCUCUAGGCUUGUUUCAGCAUCUCACCUCUCUGUCAAUUGUGCGCAGUAGACUGAAUUAUCCAGUGUCUUUUAAAAGAGUAAACGAUUUGGGCUUAAUGCUUCUUUCUGAGAGUUGCAGAGGCCUAGAGUCUGUGAAACUUGGCGGGUUUUCUACAGUUACUGAUGCAGGGUUUUCGUCCAUUUUAUGCUCUUGCUAUAAUUUGAAGAAAUUUGAAGUUCGCAAUGCACCUCUUAUGUCAGACUUGGCUUUUCACGACAUCAUUGGGGUCGUCUCUUUUCUUACUGAUCUGAGAAUCUUGUCAUGCAAUCUCAUAACUAGCGAAGCUGUGGCUGAACUUGCUGCAUCUACAACGUUGGAGGUGUUUGUUACUUAUGGUUGCAGGAGCAUAGCCAACCCCUGUCUGGACUACAUAUCACGCCUUAGUACACUAACCACGCUUAAUCUAGGAGGAGCUGACAUCACAGACAGUGGUCUUGCUGUUUUGGGUAAAGGGAACUUACCAAUUGAACGUUUGACUCUUAGAGGAUGUGUGAGAGUCACUGACAGAGGAAUAUUCUCCUUACUCAAUGGUGGGGAGAAAAUCAAGACGACGUUAUCGUCUCUAGAUAUUGGUAACAUGCCAGGAAUAUCAGAUAGAGGUAUUAAAACAAUUGUUUCUAGUGCUGAAGCAAUUACUGAGCUAUGUAUGAGGUAUUGCUUUCAUGUGACUAAUGCUGCUUUGAAAAUGUUGGCUUCUGAGAGAUCCAAUAAAAUUAAUUUGCUUCAACGACUCGACCUUUGUCAUUGCACGUGUUUCUCGAUUGGACUGCUGGAACUAUUGCAGGACAGUUCGUUCCGUGGCUUACGAUGGCUUGGAGUUGGCAGCACUUCUUUGGUUACUGCAAGGGAUAAUUGCAGAGUGAUAUGCGCAAAGAGACCAUGGCUGACACUGUGUUUUGAAGGCUGUGAAGUUGGAUGUCAUGAUGGAUGGCAAUUCCACAAGUCCAAUGGCAAAUGAAUCAUUUUACACGUACAUCUUUGGUUGACGUUAAGUUUGACACACUUGUGGGGUGACAGUUUUUAAUACUGAUUGUGUACAACUAGUUUAAUCUCUUAUUUAAUUUUUCCUUCUAGAAAUUUAAUGUUUUUACGAGAUAUUUAGCACUUCGUUUUGUACAAAUUCUUUGAACUUAUUUCUCCAUAUUCAUUUUCAGCAUUUACCAUU
Molecule: messenger RNA, 2138 nt
Organism: Olea europaea var. sylvestris
Lineage: Eukaryota; Viridiplantae; Streptophyta; Magnoliopsida; Lamiales; Oleaceae
Product: F-box protein At-B
Exons: 4
Coding region: 45-1931 (628 amino acids)
Biological process (GO): SCF-dependent proteasomal ubiquitin-dependent protein catabolic process
Cellular component (GO): SCF ubiquitin ligase complex
Molecular function (GO): protein binding
Source: RefSeq, a predicted model, not a curated record